UGAUGCAAAAACAAGUAUCAUUUAUUAGAAAAUAUGAUAUUGUAUUAUUUGGAAUGCAAAUGAACAAUGUCCUGUAUGGGCACGUUAUUCAGUGUUUCCCCUUGUUGGACUGACGGCGGAGGCGGCGUGCUCUCUUCUUAGUUGAACCACGGGGGGUCACCAACACUGGAGCGGUUUGAGCAUCUUUACAGCUGUCUGUCUCCCUCUCAGCUCCUCUCUCCUUUUGCUCAUCUCCAUGGAGCUCUAAUGCGACCAUUAUCUAUGGAAAGAAAAUAAACUUAGUCUUAUUAGGAAAACAAAACCAUAUUUUAAUUCAUGUUCCAAGGUCAAAUGAAUUGAUAACAAUGUGGUGAUUUCUUAAGUCUUUACAGUGACAUGUAAGUAAUACUGCAUGUCAGCUUAGGCAAUAUAUAUAUAACUACAAUGGGUAAAUGUCACUAUUUGGACCUAUUCUAUUGUUGUUCUUAAAGCCUUUCUCAGACCCCCUCAUACCCCUAAUCUCUCUUUCACAUCACAUUACCUGCAGUAGUCCUCUCACACUGAUGGUGAGCAGCAGGCCCAUUCCGUACAACCAGCAGCAGAGAGCCAGAAACAUGCAGCAUGCAGCCUCUAUCCUCCUCUCUUCUGCCCCAUUAAUCACUUCCACCAUCUUCUUCCACACAAGCUCACUUGCUCCCGCUCUCUCCCUACUCCUGAGCUCAGCUACUCGGGGGCGAAGCGUUCUGAGGCUGGCCGUAGAAUCACUGGUUGUCUGGUGCAAAGCACUAACAUCUCUGUAUUUCUGGUCAAUACUGUUUCUGGUCUGGGUGGUGGUGGGCUUGUCCAAGCCACAAUGGCCCAUAGGGCAGGAGCCUAUCUCCUGUUUUUGUAGCAUGAGGCAGCUUGAUGUACACCCCCUGGAUAGGACACAAGUCUGUCGCAGGGCCUUACCCCCAAUCCAUCUCCUUAAUGUGUGCCAAGCUGAGAGGCACCGGGUCCCGUUUUUAGAGUCUUUGGUAUGAUUGGACCGCGGAUAAACCACCCGACCUUCCAAUCUCAGGGCGGACACGCUAACGACAAGGCCACUGAGUUGGUUAGUGUUGUUUGUAGCUACCCGGGUAGCAGUGGGUUCCAAGCUGACCAUAACACAAGCCUCUCCAGUGCACUUGUGCAAACUGUGUCCAGUGGUCUCGUUGGUGUUCUGUGUGGUCCAGGGUCGUUGAUGGAAGUUGAUGGUGUUGGUCUUCUUCCACACAAGCUCACUUGCUCCCGCUCUCUCCCUACUCCUGAGCUCAGCUACUCGGGGGCGACGCGUUCUGCGGCUGGCCGUAGAAUCACUGGUUGUCUGGUGCAAAGCACUAACAUCUCUGUAUUUCUGGUCAAUACUGUUUCUGGUCUGGGUGGUGGUGGGCUUGUCCAAGCCACAAUGGCCCAUAGGGCAGGAGCCUAUCUCCUGUUUUUGUAGCAUGAGGCAGCUUGAUGUACACCCCCUGGAUAGGACACAAGUCUGUCGCAGGGCCUUACCCCCAAUCCAUCUCCAUAAUGUGUGCCAAGCUGAGAGGCACCAGGUCCAGUUUUUAGAGUCUUUGGUAUGAUUGGACCGCGGAUAAACCACCCGACCUUCCAAUCUCAGGGCGGACAUGCUAACGACAAGGCCACUGAGUUGGUUAGUGUUGUUUGUAGCUACCCGGGUAGCAGUGGGUUCCAAGCUGACCAUAACACAAGCCUCUCCAGUGCACUUGUGCAAACUGUGUCCAGUGGUCUCGUUGGUGUUCUGUGUGGUCCAGGGUCGUUGAUGGAAGUUGAUGGUGUUGGUCUUCUUCCAAACAAGCUCACUUGCUCCCGCUCUCUCCCUACUCCUGAGCUCAGCUACUCGGGGGCGACGCGUUCUGCGGCUGGCCGUAGAAUCACUGGUUGUCUGGUGCAAAGCACUAACAUCUCUGUAUUUCUGGUCAAUACUGUUUCUGGUCUGGGUGGUGGUGGGCUUGUCCAAGCCACAAUGGCCCAUAGGGCAGGAGCCUAUCUCCUGUUUUUGUAGCAUGAGGCAGCUUGAUGUACACCCCCUGGAUAGGACACAAGUCUGUCGCAGGGCCUUACCCCCAAUCCAUCUCCAUAAUGUGUGCCAAGCUGAGAGGCACCAGGUCCCGUUUUUAGAGUCUUUGGUAUGAUUGGACCGCGGAUAAACCACCCAACCUUCCAAUCUCAGGGCGGACACGCUAACGACAAGGCCACUGAGUUGGUUAGUGUUGUUUGUAGCUACCCGGGUAGCAGUGGGUUCCAAGCUGACCAUAACACAAGCCUCUCCGGUGCACUUGUGCAAACUGUGUCCAGUGGUCUCGUUGGUGUUCUGUGUGGUCCAGGGUCGUUGAUGGAAGUUGAUGGUGUUGGUGUUCAGUUCAAUGUGAGGCAUGCUGGCCCACUGCCAAAUGCCCAUGGGGGGCAUCAGGUUAUCCCGAAAAUCCUUGCCGUCCAGAUGGUGUAAUGCCAAGAUUACAUACACCAACAAUUUAAUACUGGAAGAGUACAAAGCCAUCUCUCAAUCAGUAAAAUUCAAAAAGCAACUACUCUGUACAGAGAUAGGUGAGUUGUGGUGUUAAGAAUGUUUGAUAGGACUGUUGUGCCAUACAGUGGUCUAUGAUGUCAUAGAGGGCAUCCAACAUGUCACCUAGGUGAAGAUAACUAGAAUGUCACCCCACCCUCCUUUAUGACAUCAUUGCGAUAUAGAUGCGGUAAAGAGGUUAAUCGAACUCAACCAAAACAAAGGAAUUGCCAUGGCUGUGAGGGAAAGGGCUGUGAGGGAAAGGGCUGUGUGGGAAAGGGCUGUGGGGGAAGAUCCUGAGUCUCCUCAUUGCCCUCCUCAUUGAUCCCAUGUGGCUUAGUUGGUAGAGUGUGGCGCUUGCAACGCCAGGAUUGUGGAUUCGAUUCCCAUGGUGGACCAGAAAGAAAAGUGUAUGCGCUUACAAGUCGCUCUGGAUAAUUUAGGCUAUUGUUUAUAUGUGUAUUUCACACUAUGUUGAGGUAGAAUGUUUGUGUAGUAUGUUUGUGUGUGUGUACAAUGUGUGUGGGGGCGUGUGUGUGUGUGUACAAUGUGUGUAUGUGUGUAUGUGUGUGUGUGUGUGUGUGUGUGUGUGUGUGUGUGUGUGUGUGUGUGUGUGUGUGUGUGUGUGUGUGUGUGUGUGUGUGUGUGUGUGUGUGUGUGUGUGUGUGUGAACGAGUUGCCUGGCGACAGUGGCUGCAUUAACACAGGUAGCCCAAUUCAGGGGUGUAAUCAUUAGUCCAAACAGUUGCAUCAAAUUGAAGUAGGUCCCUCCCCGUUUCGUUCCGUUUGCUUCCGUUAAGGAAACGUUUUACAACAGAAUCUGCUUAAUGAAUACACUCCUGAUAUUUUUCCACGUAUUGGUCUUUUGACCAAUCAGAUCAGCUCUUUCUACAAUAAUUGGGUAAAAGAUCAGAAUCUGGCUGCCAGUGUGUACUUACAUCGAAAUAUAAUCAUUAUAUUUCUAUGGUGUAUAGACAGUUGCGUUUCCGCGCUCCUCACAUGAACGCGCAAACUCUCUCCCGUGUAUCGAUGAAGCUGGUUGAAACAUGGCGGACUUCCUGCCGACCCGAUCCGUGCUAAACCACUUCUUCCCCGCUUGCCUGCUUACCAGCAACGAAGUGGAACAGCUGAGGAAAUCUAAGGAGAUUGACAAAAGUAUUUCCCGGGACAAAACCUACGUGAAACGGCUAGUAAAGAUACUUCUACUGGGCGCGGGCGAGAGCGGCAAGUCCACUUUCCUCAAACAGAUGAGGAUCAUCCACGGGCAGGACUUCGACCAGCAAGCUCGAGAAGAGUUCCGGGCAACAAUUUACAGCAAUGUUAUCAAAGGUAACUAGGGAGAAAGUCUACGGGACUAUAUCUAAAAAAAGUUAACGUUACAUUAACAUUCUUAACGUUCGUCUUUCGGGCCCUACUGUAACUUGAGCGGUGAAAACUUUUUGGCAGAGUUUCCAUUCUGUUUAUAAGUUGAGCUGCUAGCCGAAGUUAGCAACAGAUUAGCUUGCUACUAGGGGUUUAGCUUAAGAAAUACACAUUCCCCGUUUAGUGGAGUAACGCCCGUGUUGAUGACUAUUGGCUGGUGUGGGAGUAUCUCUGUUUCUAAUGUAAAAUUGCAAUUUUAUGUUAUAACUAACUAACUAAAUCAGAUACACACUGCAAAAAAGGCAUUAGGACCCCUCUUUAGAAAAUAUGACUUCCUGCUGUCAACUCUUCUAACGUUAUUCGUUUAGGUUUUUUUCAGUGUCCGUUUCGUUUGAACAGUGGUGUAACAUGCCUCCAGAGUGACCAAACUAUCUAACUGUUGUUUAUAUCCUCCAACAUUCAGACUUGUUUGAAAUCAGCCUUGUUACCUUCUGAUACUUGUCAGAUGGGGUUGUGGGCCACAGACCCCCAUCAGUGUGUGUUUGUUGUUGUUAACUCUAAACCCUAUCUCUCCCCUUCAGGUGUUCGUGUGUUGGUGGAUGCACGGGAGAAGCUUCAUAUCCCCUGGGGUUCCUCUGACAACCAGGUGCACGGAGACAAUGUGAUGUCAUUCGACACACGGUCUUCAAUGAUGGUGCACGGCCAGGUGGAGACGAGCGUGUUCCUCAAGUACCUGCCCUCCAUCCAGGCCCUGUGGGCCGACAGCGCCAUACAACACGCCUAUGACAGACGCAGGGAGUUCCAGCUGGUCAGUACACACACACAUGCAUGCACAGAUACACACACAGACUCACCAGGCCUCUGCAGACUGGCCGAGCUGAUCUGAAGUGAAAGUGAAACUGAGUCAAGACCAGAGAGUUGCUACUCCUUCCUCCCUUGUCUCUCAAUGUCUCUCUCUGCAUGUUUGUGAGGUUGGUGUGUGUGUGUUCAAGCACGUGCGUCAGUCUGUUUCCUGUGCAGAGCUCAGCUCUCCUCUCUUGACACCUGGGCUUUCCAAACACAAACACACACACACUAGGGCUGGGAAUUCAGUCUGUUUCCUGUGCAGAGCUCAGCUCUCCUCUCUUGACACCUGGGCUUUCCAAACACAAACACACACACACUAGGGCUGGGAAUUACCAGGGACUUCACAAUACAAUAUGAUGAAGAUACUUAGGUGCUGCUACGAUAUGUAUUGCGGUUUUAUCAUGAUUCUAUAUGUAUUGCGAUUCGAUGUUCCAAACAUAUUGCUCACUAUAGGUCUGCUGCAGAGGAACAAGAGCGAGCCAUGAGAAAAUGAGUUGGAGUCAUGGAAAUAAGUGCUGAAAACAUUAAAUCAAAGUUUAUUGGUUGCGUACACAGAUUUGCAGAAGUUAUCGCAGGUAAGGUGAAAUGCUUGUGUUUCUAGAUCCAACAGUGCAGUAAUACCUAGCAAUACAAAACAAUGCACACAUAAUCCAAGAAGGAAAUCAAGAAAUGUCGGAACAAAUCCAAUUAGCAACCCAAAUAGCACAUGUUGGCACACCAUUUAAAAAGAUGGAGAACAAGCUAUAGAAGGAGAAAUACUCGAGUUUUGGUGAGAUGUUUGUUGGUGAGAUCGAGUGUGAUAUGUGCUGGAAUGCUGACAUAGCAGCAAUGCAGCAGUGACAUAACCAGAUUUACAGGAUGGCAAGGAGAUAUAUAACUAUGCGAGAGAGUCAGUCUCACGCCUGAAAUUUUGCGAUUUCAGGGGCAAGGCCAUUUGGCCUUCAAGAGGUGACCAAUCUGCCAGGGCACCAAGGCCGUCUGCUAGGGCACCAAGGCCAUUAACCAAAUAGCCUAUUUAAAUUGAUUUCAAAACCAAAAAACACUAGCUAUUCUGUUAAGAAAAACAUAAGUAAAUGUACAUAAAUAAUUAGCCUACAUGUCAAAGUGUAGGUAAUAGCCUAUGCAUAUUGGCUACAUUCUGUCAUGUCCAGACAAAUGCUGACAGGAGGGAGGCGGCAGAAAAUGUAGCCAAACUUUAAUUAGACUUAUAAUUACAUAUACAGUACCAGUCAAAAGUUUGGACACACCUACUCAUUCAAGGGUUUUUCUUUAUUUUUACUAUUUUCUACAUUUUAGAAUAGUAGUGAAGACAUCAAAGCUAUGAAAUAACACAUAUGAAAUCAUGUAGUAACCCAAAAAGUGUUAAAUAAAUCAAAAUAUAUUUAAUAUUUGAUCUUCUUCAAAGUAGCCACCCUUUGCCUUGAUGACAGCUUUGCACACUAUUGGCAUUCUCUCAACCAGCUUCAUGAGGUAGUCACCUGGAAUGCAUUUCAAUUAACAGGUGUGCCUUGUUAAAAGUUAAUUUGUGGAAUUUCUUUCCACAAUGCGUUUGAGCUAAUCAGUUGUGUUUUGACAAGGUAGGGGUGGUACAGUGAGGGAAAAAAGUAUUUGAUCCCCUGCUGAUUUUGUACGUUUGCCCACUGACAAAGACAUGAUCAGUCUAUCAUUUUAAUGGUAGGUUUAUUUGAACAGUGAGAGACAGAAUAACAACAAAUAAAUCAUCAAUGCGAGCUGUGGCAAGAAGGUUUGCUGUGUCUGUCAGCGUAGUGUCCAGAGCAUGGAGGCGCUACCAGGAGACAGGCCAGUACAUCAGGAGACGUGGAGGAGGCCGUAGGAGGGCAACAACCCAGCAGCAGGACUGCUACCUCCGCCUUUGUGCAAGGAGGAGCAGAAGGAGCACUACCAGAGCCCUGCAAAAUGACCUCCAGCAGGCCACAAAUGUGCAUGUGUCUGCUCCAACGGUCAGAAACAGACUCCAUGAGGGUGGUAUGAGGGCCCGACGUCCACAGGUGGGGGUUGUGCUUACAGCCCAACACCGUGCAGGACGUUUGGCAUUUGCCAGAGAACACCAAGAUUGGCAAAUUCGCCACUGGCGCCCUGUGCUCUUCACAGAUGAAAGCAGGUUCACACUGAGCACAUGUGACAGAGUCUGGAGACGCCGUGGAGAACGUUCUGCUGCCUGCAACAUCCUCCAGCAUGACCGGUUUGGCGGUGGGUCAGUCAUGGUGUGGGGUGGCAUUUCUUUGGGGGGCCGCACAGCCCUCCAUGUGCUCGCCAGAGGUAGCCUGAUUGCCAUUAGGUACCGAGAUGAGAUCCUCAGACCCCUUGUGAGACCAUAUGCUGGUGCGGUUGGCCCUGGGUUCCUCCUAAUGCAAGACAAUGCUAGACCUCAUGUGGCUGGAGUGUGUCAGCAGUUCCUGCAAGAGGAAGGCAUUGAUGCUAUGGACUGGCCCGCCCGUUCCCCAGACCUGAAUCCAAUUGAGCACAUCUGGGACAUCAUGUCUCGCUCCAUCCACCAACGCCACGUUGCACCACAGACUGUCCAGGAGUUGGCGGAUGCUUUAGUCCAGGUCUGGGAGGAGAUCCCUCAGGAGACCAUCCGCCACCUCAUCAGGAGCAUGCCCAGGCGUUGUAGGGAGGUCAUACAGGCAUGUGGAGGCCACACACACUACUGAGCCUAAUUUUGACUUGUUUUAAGGACAUUACAUCAAAGUUGGAACAGCCUGUAGUGUGGUUUUCCACUUUAAUUUUGAGGGUGACUCCAAAUCCAGACCUCCAUGGGUUGAUACAUUUGAUUUCCAUUGAUCAUUUUUGUGUGAUUUGUUGUCAGCACAUUCAACUAUGUAAAGAAAAAAGUAAUACGAUUAUUUCAUUCAUUCAGAUCUAGGAUGUGUUAUUUUAGUGUUCCCUUUAUUUUUUUGAGCAGUGUAGUUUCUACAGAUUGUAAAUUAAAGAUAAACAUUUUUGCUAAGAGUAUUAUUAUAUUAUUGAUCGAUUGACUAUAACUUUUUAAAUUACCCAGCAGUGCUAUUUGCAGAGUUAGCUCCAGUAAAUUAUUCAGCCAUUCCUGAACCUGAGACCAAAAAUAAUUUUGUAUAAUAAUUUUAAAUUGAAAAACAUAAAUUUCGAAUACGGUGUCGUUUUGUGUAUCAGUUCAUAAACCAUGUGCCAUGGAAUCGGUACAUCAAAAAUCUCUUCCCAACUAUUUUGCAAUCUAUAUGGUACAUCUAUAAAUGUUUUGGGUCCUGGUAUACAUUUUUAUUUAUGACAAUGAGGCAUGUCUUACUGUGUUCCGACCAUAGGAGUGUUAAGGGGAUUAUUUUAUAAACACUUCCUCAUAUGUAAUUGAAACCAGUAUUUCUCUCAUUUUAUUUUGUUGUCCAGCAGCCAAAGACACAAACCUAGUCAUAUUAAAAACCUUUGCUAGUUGUUGCAUUUUUGAUUUUUCAAAAGUAAAUUUUCAUCUCUGUCAUAUGAAACCGCUCACAUUUGUGGUGCGCUUUAGAGAUUGGAGAAUCGUGUUUUCCCGCUAAUUGCAUUUUGGAACAUUUGUGCUUAUAGCCUACUGCCGUUUGCGCAUUGCUGCGCUCAUAAUGUGAAGAUUUGGGAUCUAUUGUCCCACAACUGUCCCAAAGUCUGUUUUUGGAAUAUUUCUUUCUCGCACAGAACGACAAGUUGACCAAUAGAAUAGGUCAACUUUUGUACUAUGGGGAUAGUAGAUUGACGUAGGCUAAUGCUUUUGCUGUUACUCAUCUUGUUGGCUGAAGAAAAGUAAAUGUGGACAGUUCUUCAAUAUGCACCUCGGAAUUAGAUAAGGACUCGCGCUGUUUCAUCCCUGAUGUGUCUGUCUUCACUAGUAGCCUACUUCGGAGCUGGACCCGAUUUACAUGACGGGCGUUGGCUAAUAAGAAUUGAGAUAUCUGAGAGAGCCAUGUGAGUGAGAGGUGCUUCGGAGCAGGGAAUUUAUAAUUAUAAUUUUCAGCCCAAGGGCACAACGGCCACUUUGGCCGCAAGGCAUGGAUUUCUUUAGGGGGCAUUACGAGCACACAAGGGGGCAACGACGGCCGGGAAGUCAGUCUGAGAUGUAACAAUUUGUGUUUAUAACUCUUUGUGUGUGGGUGUGUGUCAGGGUUUACAUUAGCCGGUAAUAGCCGGAUUUUGGCAGAUUUUUAUAAAAAUACAUGAAAAGCUGAUAAAUAAAACUGGCGCCAGCCAAUUGUCCCAAAAAAACAAAAAACAUUAGCUAAAUAAUGCUUUUGAACCUAUUCAUUGAUGGAAAUACCAGUCGAUGGAAAUACAUUUGACCGGUCAUGCUUGUCGGUCUAUAGGUUAAUUUUUGUAGUGCAGAGCAUACAGAGGCUAUGAGCGUAAAUCUGUCAGGACAGCGUGAGAGCUGCUGCUGCUAAAGCUUCUCAUUAUCUCAUUCGUUGCUGCUGGAGUGAAACAUGAUUUUAUAAGCCCAAUCAUUGUGUAACAACUAUAAAUGCAAUCGUGUGUUAACAGUUUUGAUAGCCCCGAUUUUAAAAGCGCAAUUUAUUUUAUUUUCUCAACUAGUAAUUAAAGCGUUCUUCCCAUUCGCCAUUCAAGUGGAAAUAGGCAAUGGUGGGCAGGCUUCAGCGAAUCACACGCCACUUUGCAAUGAGCUGGAGGCAGUAUGCAUUUUGAAAACAUACAGUAUACUUAAUUGUUUGAAGCCUGAAUGUUUUACUUCAUAUUAUGAGGCAUGUCUUACCUUGCUUCAAAGUAAAACCCGACCAUCGAUACGUGGAGGCAAUUAAUUUAUAAAGACUUCCAAAUGCCAUUGAAACAGUAGCAUAUUUCUGUCAUGGUCUAUUGGUUUUCAAAUCAACUUUCUUUCAUUGUCAAGUAGCCAAAUGCGCAAUCCUAGUCAUAUUAGCAACCCAUGCUUGUUUUAGCAUCCUUAGAUCUCCCCUCUUUCUAAAUUUCUAACUGAUUUUCAUCUCUGUCACAUGAAACCGCUGGCAUGUACAAUGCGCUUUUGACAAGUGUUUUCCCGCCUUGUGUGCGCCGCCUACUGCCUUGUGUGCGCCGCCUACUGCCUUGUGUGCGCCGCCUACUGCCUUGUGUGCGCCGCCUACUGCCUUGUGUGCGUUGCUGCGCUUAGAAUGUGAAGAAAUAAUAGUUUAUCAACGUUUUAAGCAAAACUCUCUGGACUGUUGCAUCAGCCUCAUUUCUUUUAUGUAGCCUAGGCCUACUGGUUGGAUGAAUUAUGGAUCUAUCGUCCCACAACUGUCCCAGUCUGUUUGGAACAGGCUAUUUCAUUCUCUCACAGAACGACAAGCUGACCAAUAGAAUAGGUACACUUUUCUACUAUGGGGAAUAAUAGAUUGACAUAGUGGCUAGUGAUUUUAUUGUUCGUUACUCGUCUUGUUGGCAGAGGAAAAGUAAAUGUGGCAGUUAUUCUAGCAUCGGAAUUCGGUAUGAAGGACACACGCUGUUGCAUCCUCGACUUGCAUGUUCUGUUAAGAUGAAUAGGCCUAGCCAUAAUCUAAAUGUGAUUUCUGUCAUUCUGAGAACCCUGGGUGGACACCCUAAUCAGGUUACGCACCCAAUGCAUAUGAGUCCGGUAAAUUUCUCAAAUGUCUGUUAAAUUAAAAUGCUGCUGGUCAAAUGUCCGGCGCCACAUUUUCCUACGGAAAUCAUGGUGUGUGUGUGUGUGUAUAUCUAUGUUUACAGUAUGAAGGGAGGCAGGAUCUGUUACAGAAAAUAUCAAAUCGUAUGCCUUGGUUUCACUUUUGGGUUGGUUGCCUGUAGCUGAGGCCAUCUUUCAAAUGAUAUCCUGGUCUCUGUGUGUAUUCUGCCUGUAUGGACAGACACUUGAGCUCUGAUCUGUUCAACUCUACAUACCCACCCCAUCCCUCUGUAAUCUUAGCCUACCACACACACACACAAAGACACAGGCUUUUCAGGCCAGGUGAGUUGUAGAGAUAAAAGCCGUUUAGUGUCAUACAUUUACAUCAUUUAGCAGACGCUCUUAUCCAGUGUCCAUUUAUUUUAUUUUAUGGGGGGUGGGGGAAGAAGGAUUACUUUAUACUAUUCCAGGUAUUCCUUAAAGAGGUAGGGUUUCAAGUGUCUCCGGAAGGUGGUCAGUGACUCUGCUGUCCUGGUGUCAUGGGGGAGUUUGUUCCACCAUUGGGGUGCCAGAGCAGCGAAUAGCUUUGACUGGGCUGAGCGGGAACUGUGCUUCCAUAGAGGUAGGGGAGCUAGCAGACCAGAGGUGGAUGAAUGUAGUGCCCUCGUUUGGGUGUAGUGUCUGAUCAGAGCCUGAAGGUAAGGAGGUGCCGUUCCCCUCACAGCUCCGUAGGCAAGCACCAUGGUCUUGUAGUAUAGGAUGUGUACAGUAAAACAAACACACACACACACACUGUUGUGAUCUAAUCAUCACAAAGACACAAGAAUAGAUCAUUGUUUUUGUUUUUACACUUCUGUAGCUUUCAUGGGUAGCGUGAGUACAGGCUCUAACACACACACACACACACACACACUCAGACUGGAAUGUGAGCCAGUCUUGGCUGUGCAAGCUCGUGUCUGGGCACGCCCCACUCACUGAGAAACAACACCAGGAGGACAGGGUGGAAAACACACACACACACACUCCGUUACACAUCACACACACAUACAGGCACACAUUUACAUCAUUUAGCAGACGCUCUUAUCUAGAGCCACUUACAAAUUACACAAAUGCUCACUUCACAUGGAUGCACUACAGUUUUUUUUAAAGACUGUAAAAUCACCAGGAAUUCAGCUACAAAUCUAUUCCCAAGUAUUCCCACAAAUGAAUAAAAAAUAGACUUAUGUGAUCGUGUCUCAAUGAUUGCGGUUACAUGCACACAAUAAUGCAAUUAUUGUGGAAAGUCAGAUUAAUAUAAUAGUUUGAUUAAAACGUUUACAUGUUUUGCAAGAAGAACGAUUUCCAUAAUAAUUAUGUUUACAUGGAAACAUCUGAAAUCAGGCCACCUGAUGGCACUCAUGCAGAAAUCCGCCAAUCAAAAUAAACAUUCUACCACAGCGAACAUGUUCUUUUUGGGAAGCAUAUUUGAUUCUGAGUUUGUACAUACAGUGCAUUCGGAAAGUGUUCAGACCCCUUUACUUUUGACUGGUAGUAGAUAUAAGGUCAAACAGUUGACAGUGCAUGUCAGAGCAAAAACCAAGCCAUGAGGUCAAAGGAAUUGUCCGUAGAUCUCCAAGACAGGAUUUUGUCGGCACAGAUCUGGGGAAGGGCACCAAACAAUGUCUGCAGCAUUGAAGGUCCUCAAGAACACAGUGGCCUCCAUCAUUCUUAAAUGGAAGAAGUUUGGAACCACCAAGAGCUGGCCGCCCGGCCAAACUGAGCAAUCGAGGGAGAAGGGCCUUGGUCAGGGAGGUGACCAAGAACCCGAUGGUCACUCUGACAGAGCUCCAGAGUUCCUCUGUGGAGAUGGGAGAACCUUCCAGAUGGACAACCAUCUCUGCAACACUCCACCAAUCAGGCCUUUAUGGUAGAGUGGCCAGACGGAAGCCAACGGAAGCCACAUGACAGCCCGCUUGGAGUUUGCCAAAAGGCACCUAAAGGACUCUGACCAUGAGAAACCAGAUUCUCUGGUCUGAUGAAACCAAGAUUGAACUCUUUGGCCUGAAUGCCAAGUGUCACGUCUGGAGGAAACCUGGCAUCAUCCCUACAGUGAAGCAUGGUGGGAGCAGCAUCAUGCUGUGGGAAUUUUUUCAGCGGCAGGGACUGGAAGACUAGUCAGGAUCAAGGGAAAGAUGAACGGAGCAAAGUACAGAGAUCCUUGAUGAAAACCUGCUCAGGACCUCAGACUGGGGUGAAGAUUCACCUUCCAACAUUACAAUGACCCUAAACACACAGCCAAGACAACGCAGGAGUGGCUUCGGGACAAGUCCCUGAAUAUCCUUGAGUGGCCCAGCCAGAGCCUGGACUUGAACCCGAUCAAACAUCUCUGGAGAGACCUGAAAAUAGCUAUGCAGUGACGCUCCCCAUCCAACCUGACAGAGCUUGAGAGGAUCUGCAGAGAAGAAUGGGAGAAACUCCCCAAAUACAGGUGUGCCAAGCUUGUAACGUCAUACCCAAGAAGACUCGAGGCUGUAAUCGCUGCCAAAGGUGCUUCAACAAAGUACUGAGUAAAUGGUCUGAAUACUUAUGUAAAUGUGAUAUUUCCAUACAUUUUUUCAAAAAAACUGUUUUUGCUUUGUCAGUAUGGGGUAUUGUAAGUAGAUUGAUGAGGGGGGGAAACUAUUUAAUCCAUUUUUGGGAAAAAAAGCUGUAACAUAACAAAAUGUGGAAAAAGUGAAGUGGUUUGAAUACUUUCCAAAUGCACUGUGUAAAGUUAGUAUGUGAAAACUACUUCUAAGGCACAUACAUUCAGUUGUUCCGAACACACUUCACUUGCGCUAAAGAGGGAGGCUCGCUAAUCCGUUUUAAUAUCGAAUUAUUAGUGUGCAUGUAAACAUACUCAAUGUAUGAAAUUAUUGUUAUUUUCAAACAUAAUAUAUUUUUGGACUUAUUUGUGGUCAAUGUGGUGUUUCGAAUGAUUAUAAUUGGGUUCCGGCCCCCGACCAUUCGCUCCGACAAAAAUCGGCCCGCGGCUGAAUCUAGUUGCCCUACCCCUGCAGUACACACACACUCACAUGCAGCAGUUUUAGGCUGAUGUGUGUACAUCAUCUGAGUAUUAGUAGGAUUGGCAAUGAAGCUAAAACAAAUUUCUCCUCUCUCUCAGGGUGAGUCGGUGAAGUAUUUCUUGGACAAUGUGGAGAAGCUGGGGGAGCCGGUAAGUUUCUCUCCCUCACCCUCUUUCCCUCCAUAAAUCACUCUACCUCCUUAACACCCCCAUCCCCCUCUCCUGUCUUCUACUCAUCCCUCUCUCUCCUCCAGAGCUACAUCCCUUCCCAGCAGGACGUCCUGCUAGCCCGUAAGCCCACUAAGGGUAUUCAUGAGUAUGACUUUGAGAUCAAGAGUGUUCCCUUCAAGAUGGUUGACGUGGGAGGACAGCGCUCGGAAAGACGGCGGUGGUUCGAGUGUUUUGACUCAGUCACCUCCAUACUGUUCCUAGUGUCUUCUUCAGAGUAUGACCAGGUACACACACAGUGGACACUCACGCACAUUGAAUAAGCUUACCACACACGCCCUCUGUUUCUCUCUCUCUCUCACACACACUACCUCAUUUAUUUGUAUUUAUUACAUUUUUUAACCCGUGUGUUCUAGGUCUUGAUGGAGGACAGAUUGACCAACCGUCUGAGAGAGUCGUUGAACAUCUUUGAGACGAUCGUCAACAACCGAGUCUUCCUCUCAGUCUCCAUCAUCCUCUUCCUCAACAAGACUGACCUGCUGGAGGAGAAGGUCUGUACAGUCACAUUCCCCAUAAUCACAAACACAUCAAACACAGUCAUUAGGAAUAUUCUAUGCUGUGUUUUCAUUUACCUAAGACAGUGCUUAGAGAUGCUGUGAGUAGAUAGGACUCAUGCGAGCAGGGUCCACACUGAAGAAAAUAAGCUCUAUUAGCUUUUCAGAUAUAAAUAUAUUGAUGUCAAGUAUUGUAAUUGAGGCCAAACCAACCUUCUGAUUACACUGACGUUCCAUGUUAUGUUGGUCUGAUCCCUGUUCCCGGCAGGUCUCGAAUGUUUCGCUAAGUAAAUACUUCCCAGAGUACACCGGGCCGGACCACAGCCUGCCGGACGUCCAGAAGUUCCUAGUGGACUGUUUCCGAGGAAAGAGAAGAGACUCGACACAGAAGCCCCUUUACCACCACUUCACCACAGCCAUCAGCACGGAGAAUAUCCGCCUGGUGUUCCGAGAUGUCAAGGAUACCAUCCUCCACGACAACCUCAAACAGCUGAUGCUCCAGUGA
Molecule: messenger RNA, 14589 nt
Organism: Coregonus sp. 'balchen'
Lineage: Eukaryota; Metazoa; Chordata; Actinopteri; Salmoniformes; Salmonidae
Source: the annotation of a GenBank genome assembly